CACGGCCCGGCACACUCGCCGCCCGACCGCCCGGCGCCGCGCACGUACCGCCGCCCGAGAGCCCGCUACUCACGCGCUCCUGUGACAAACACGAAACAUGUGCUAAGUGACCACUCCACAAUGAAGGGCCGACAUCAAUUCCGACGCAGGUUCAGCUUGCAACCGUCGUUCUUAAAGGAAGAACACGAAGACGAGAGGAGGCCCCACAGGACCGAGCGAACAGAAGAGACAGUCCCUAGUAGCGCCAACCUCACCAACAAUGCAGUGCGCCAUAAAAUUGUCGUGCUAGGGGCCGCCAAAGUUGGCAAAUCGUCGCUGAUAACACAAUUCCUCUACAACACGUUUUCUCCUAAGUACAAACGAACAAUUGAGGAAAUGCACCAUGGAGACUUCAAUGUCGCUGGAGUUAGAUUGACAUUGGAUAUUUUAGACACAUCAGGAGCUUACGAAUUUCCUGCCAUGAGGGCUUUGUCUAUGCAAUCGGCGGAUGCCUUCAUACUAGUAUACGAUAUCACGGAUCCUGACAGCUUCGCAGAGGUGCGGACGUUACGGGAUCAGAUACAUGAGACGAAAGCCAGCACGGCCGUGCCAAUAGUGGUGGUGGGGAACAAGGUAGACUUGGCGGAGACAGGAGCAAGACAGGUUGAUUUCCACACAACCGAGUCCGUGGUCACCGUCGACUGGGAGAACGGAUUCGUGGAGGCUUCAGCCAAAGACAACAUGAACGUGUCCCAGAUCUUCAAGGAGCUGCUGGUGCAGGCCAAAGUGAAGUACAACCUGUCCCCGGCGCUGCGCCGGCGCCGGCGCCAGUCCCUCCCCACCGGGCCGCACGGCGCGCCCGGCACUCCCCCCACCACUGCCCCCCACGUACCCUCGCCCGCGCAGCUCGCGCACCUUCAACAGAUUAGAGAACGGCAUGCUAACAGCAAACGCAACUCUUGCGUCAUUUCUUAAAGUUCGAAACCAACUUGUAGGCUCUCAAUUUUAAUAUAACGCGGAUACGUGGUAAAUAUCACAAAAAGAUUCUUC
This is a messenger RNA of Cydia amplana, 1029 nucleotides long. RefSeq names its product ras-related protein Rap-2b. NCBI's taxonomy places the organism in Eukaryota, Metazoa, Arthropoda, Insecta, Lepidoptera, Tortricidae. The record is from RefSeq and is a predicted model, not a curated record. The transcript is spliced from 3 exons. Gene Ontology annotation, molecular function: GTPase activity; GTP binding. Bases 121 to 954 code for a protein of 277 amino acids.